AUGGAUGUCUCAGAUACGCUUGAUACGUCGAAUACAACGGAUACGAUUAUCGAGAAAACAAAUAAGUUGAAAAUUAGUUCAGCAGUAGAAAGUAAAGAUGAAAGCAGUAAAAACAGCUCAUGUACAUCGAAGGCACCACUUGCCAAAGGUACUUCAUGUUUGGAACAUGGAAUAGGAGUUCCUUCACAGCAGACAAGUACAAAAGUAUAUUAUCAUAUCGAUGACGAAAUGGUGCCAUAUUGUACUGAUGUCAUGGUGCCGCCCGAUAAAAUAACACUUGGUGAUUUUAAACGUGUGUUAACACGAUCAAAUUUCAAAUAUUACUGUAAAGCUCCUGCUCCCGAUUCUGGAGUUUUUCCUGAAGUGAAAGUGGAGAUACGUGAUGACAAUGAAUGUUUACAUCGGUCGGCGAAUGGUCAGUUUGAGCUCUUUUUGCUUACAUCAGAAGGUAGCAGUCAUUCUGAUGGUUCUUCAGGCCUUCCACUGAAAAGUGCGCGACUCAUGUUUUCAAAAAUUAUUUUUCGACCUAUAAUUGUUCGUUGUGAAAAAAAUUUUUUAGUGGCAUCUACAGAUUCGGAUUCUUUUAUCAGUGACAUGAGAGCUCUACCAAUGCAAGUAAAGGGAAUAUCAAGGCGAGCAUUUCCGCAACAGUACAUUUCGCAAGGACACCGUGGAGGUCGACGGUUUGAAGAUUCAACGUUGGGCUCUGAAAGUGACGCACGGUUAUUCUCGGAUGAUGACGACCGUUCUAGAGUUUCAACAUCUACUGACAUCACCAGUGUUUCUCGACAACAUCAUGCACCUGCAUAUCGUAAACGCCGAAAUCGUCGACGAUUUCGUCAACCUUCAAGAGCCUCAUCUUUUAGUAGCAUAACAGAAAGCUCAAUGUCGUUGGAUGUUAUCACAGUAACACUAAAUAUGGAUACGGUGAACUUUUUGGGUAUCAGCAUUGUUGGACAGAGCUCGUCUCGUGGUGAUAAUGGCAUUUAUGUGGCUAAUAUUAUGAAAGGUGGUGCCGUGGCAUUAGAUGGACGAAUUGAGCCAGGCGAUAUGAUUUUACAAGUAAACGAUAUUUCGUUCGAAAACUUCACGAACGAUCAAGCAGUUGACGUUUUGCGUGAAUCAGUUGCACGACGAGGACCAAUUAAGUUAACAGUAGCUAAAAUGUGGGAUAGUGGACCAAGAAGUGCGUUUACUGUUCCACGACAUCGAGAUGAACCAGUGCGACCUAUUGAUACCCAAGCCUGGAUACAGCACACCAAUGCUAUGCGAGGAAUGCCGUCUAUUCUCGAAGGUUCUGAAGGCGCUCCAACUCCAAUACCUGGUCAGUAUGGUCGACCUGCAAGCAGCAGCACUGCAACAUCGAAUGGUUCUGUUCCGAACACUAUUGUUGGAGGAGCUCAUUUUCGGUUAGAUGCUAUGACGGACAAGAAAAAAGUUGUUCAAAUGAUGGUUAUGCCAAAUUCUGGCUUAGAUAUUAAAAAUCGCACAUGGCUUAAAAUUCCAAUUCCGAUGUCUUUCCUUGGCAGUGAUUUGGUUGAUUGGCUGAUGGAACAUGUUGAUGGGCUCCGUGAUCGAAAGGAUGGACGCAAAUUUGCUGGCGAGUUGUUGAAAGAGAAGUUAAUCAGUCAUGUGGUCAAUAAAAUUACUUUCACUGAACAAUGUUACUAUAUUCUGGGUGAAGAAUGUGCUGAUUAUGCACGCUUGCGGCAGAAUCCUGGCGGCGAUGAUCCGGGUGUUCGAAGUGAAGUGGGUUCAGUAUUGCCACCACCACCACCAGGACUUGUUGCUGCUGCUGCAGCACAGCAAAGUGGACGUGCUUGGCCUCAGCCAACGAUGAUACCGCAGAGUGCACCUUCAAUGGUAAGCGGUAUUGAAAAUCCAGCGAAUGCUGAUGGUACCACGCGAUUCUAUUUAACUAAUCUUUAG
Brugia pahangi is the source of this 1929-nucleotide messenger RNA. The record is from the annotation of a GenBank genome assembly. NCBI's taxonomy places the organism in Eukaryota, Metazoa, Nematoda, Chromadorea, Rhabditida, Onchocercidae.